GCUCGUGAUCGUUUGGCGGCUAUGAGGGCUCAAAGGCAAGGAGGCCAGUCGGGAUAUUCUACACCGACUUCACCUCAGACAACCCAGCCUUCGUACGAGAUGUCGGGCGUCCAGCAGCCACAGGCUGAGCAGUAUCCUCCUGCGCCUUACAAUGGCAACGGCGCAGGCACAAACGGGUCGGGUGGCAUGGCAGAUUUCUAUGCUGAGAUACAAUCCAUCCAAGACAGGAUCCGUCAGUUCGACGGGAACGUGUCGAGGAUAUCCGAGAUGCACUCGCGCACGCUCAACUCCAUGGACGACUCGCAGCAAAACCACGCAGUGCUCGACGAACUUGUGGGCGAGACUAGGGCUUUGAGCAAUCAGUUGAGAAACCAGAUACAAACGCUGGCGAAACAGCCUACGCCGCCAGGCCAGGACGCGCGGAUACGGCAGAACCAGACCCAGCUGGUCCGGACGCGAUUCAUGAGCGCGUUGCAGAGUUAUCAGGAGGUCGAGAAGGAUUAUCGUGCUCGGUACAGACAGCGUGUCGAGCGGCAGUUCAAAAUAGUCAAACCCGACGCGACCCCUGACGAGGUCGCUGCUGUGGUGAACGAUGACAACGGGGCUGGCAGUCAGAUGUUCUCGCAAGCGCUCAUGUCCUCGACUCGUUAUGGAGAGUCGAGAGCCGCGUACCGUGAGGUCCAAGAGCGGCAUGAAGACAUUCGCAAGAUUGAGCACACCCUCGUGGAGCUUGCUCAGAUGUUCAAUGACCUCAAUGACCUUGUACUACAACAAGAUGAUACAAUCAAUGUUAUUGAGGAAUCUGCGGGACGAGUCGAGACCGACAUGGAAGCCGGUCUCACACAAACCGAGAAGGCCGUCAAGUCGGCACGAGCCGCACGACGCAAGCGUUGGAUCUGUUUCUUCAUCACCCUCAUCAUCCUCGCUAUCGUCGGUAUCGUGGUGGGAGUUGUGGUUAGCCAGAAUGUCAACAAGAAC
Molecule: messenger RNA, 978 nt
Organism: Stereum hirsutum FP-91666 SS1
Lineage: Eukaryota; Fungi; Basidiomycota; Agaricomycetes; Russulales; Stereaceae
Product: t-SNARE
Exons: 8
Biological process (GO): vesicle fusion; intracellular protein transport; exocytosis
Cellular component (GO): endomembrane system; plasma membrane; SNARE complex
Molecular function (GO): SNAP receptor activity; SNARE binding
Source: RefSeq, a predicted model, not a curated record